Molecule: messenger RNA, 916 nt
Organism: Aspergillus ruber CBS 135680
Lineage: Eukaryota; Fungi; Ascomycota; Eurotiomycetes; Eurotiales; Aspergillaceae
Product: Ras family protein
Exons: 4
Coding region: 268-906 (212 amino acids)
Biological process (GO): signal transduction
Cellular component (GO): plasma membrane
Molecular function (GO): GTP binding; GDP binding; GTPase activity
Source: RefSeq, a predicted model, not a curated record
GUCUAGUAGUAACUAGACCCGCUGUUGCUGUGGACUGAGCUCUCUCGUUGCGCGAAACCCUUCCGACGAACUGGGUCCCGACCUCUGAGCGACCGAUUCCCCUUUCUCCGUCUCGCUCUCUCCCUUCUGCAAGAGAAAAUUGUGUUGCUUUCCUCGACCCGCUUCAAUUGGGAUAGCUUCAACUUCCGUUUACUUCUUCCUCUCCUUCCUUUUUCUCUUUUUCCCUUUUACUUUUUUAAUACGUGCGCUUAACGACAGUGUUUCGCAAUGGCCUCCAAGUUCCUCAGAGAGUACAAAUUAGUUGUUGUCGGAGGUGGUGGUGUCGGAAAGUCAUGCCUCACGAUUCAAUUGAUUCAGAGUCACUUUGUUGAUGAAUAUGAUCCGACAAUUGAAGAUUCGUACCGCAAGCAGUGUGUCGUCGACGAUGAGGUCGCUUUGUUGGACGUCCUGGAUACUGCUGGUCAGGAGGAAUACUCGGCAAUGCGUGAACAGUACAUGCGAACCGGCGAAGGCUUCCUGUUGAUCUACUCCAUCACAUCGCGCCAAUCCUUCGAAGAAAUCAUGACCUUCCAACAACAAAUCCUGCGUGUCAAGGACAAGGACUACUUCCCCAUUAUUGUGGUCGCCAACAAGUGCGAUUUGGAGAAGGAACGUGCUGUCUCGCAAGAAGAGGGUGAGGAAUUGGCUCGUCAGUUCGGCUGCAAAUUCAUCGAAACAUCAGCAAAGUCGCGCGUCAACGUUGAGAACGCCUUCUACGACCUUGUCCGUGAGAUCCGCCGAUACAACAAAGAGAUGUCGAACCCUUCCGGUUCGGGCGCAUUCGGUUCGCGCGCCCCUGAAGGCAAGAUGGACGUGAGCGAGCCAGGUGAAAGCGCUGGCUGCUGCGGAAAAUGCAUUGUUAUGUAAUGGAAUUGGC